AUGUUAACCGAGAUCACUUUGGGAUUACAAGCCUGUUUGAGAGUUUCUAGACUGAAGGAUGAAGGACUGUAAGUUGCCUUUGCUAUUAGUUUUACUUAUUGAAAGUAACAUUAAAUUAAUAGUAGGAAUAAAUAUUGGUCAGGCUAUACUGUAAUAUGUUAAUUUCAGAGUGACCGGAGAGCAGAUCUCCUUAAUCAAACGAAAUUCUUGUGGAAAAUCGUUGGAAAUUGCGAGGAAAGCUCGCGACAUAUUGGGUGGAAAUGGAAUUGUGGACGAAUUUAAUGUAAUGAGACACUUGGUGAAUCUGGAGUCCGUCAAUACCUACGAAGGUACCCACGACAUCCACGCGUUAGUUCUCGGACGCGCUAUUACUGGUCUACAGGCGUUCAAGUAG
This is a messenger RNA of Bursaphelenchus okinawaensis, 394 nucleotides long. Lineage: Eukaryota; Metazoa; Nematoda; Chromadorea; Rhabditida; Aphelenchoididae. The record is from the annotation of a GenBank genome assembly.